Onychostoma macrolepis is the source of this 1437-nucleotide messenger RNA. Its product is annotated as dual specificity protein phosphatase 14. Bases 275 to 784 code for a protein of 169 amino acids. Lineage: Eukaryota; Metazoa; Chordata; Actinopteri; Cypriniformes; Cyprinidae. Gene Ontology annotation, biological process: protein dephosphorylation. The transcript has 2 exons. Gene Ontology annotation, cellular component: cytoplasm. The record is from RefSeq and is a predicted model, not a curated record. Gene Ontology annotation, molecular function: protein tyrosine/serine/threonine phosphatase activity.
UUGUCUGCUGCCGCUGUUUGCCAACAUGAUGCAUGUUACGUACGGAUUAUUCGUGUUCUAUGAGUAAUAUUCUAUGGUAGUAAUACCAGGUGUCUUAAGGCUACAGAACUGCUGAACUAAAACUGUGAUAUUGUUUCGUGCCGGUGCUUGUGUUCUUUAUAAUGCUGCUGCUGCAAAGUAAAGCUGCUUGUAUUAGACCCUAACAGACAAACAUACACCAAAGCCAAAGGAAAGACUGAAGGAAGUGUUGUCUUAGUCCUCGAAGCUCUGAGCGAUGAUCUCUCAGAUCACCCCGAGUCUGUACCUGAGCGGAGUGGAGGCCGUGAAUCAGUCAGCGCUGGAGCACAGAGGCAUCACUUUGCUGGUGAACGCCUGCGCUGAAUACCCCUGUCCGGAGUAUCAGGGGGUGAAGUGCAUUUGGGUGCCGGUGGAGGACCGUCCUCACGCACCUCUGGAGCAGCACUUUGACAGCGUGGCUGAGCAGAUCCAGCAGAACCGCUCUGGAAGCUCGCUGGUGUUCUGCUCGGCCGGGAGAAGCAGGUCUCCGUCUCUUAUCAUGGCGUAUCUCAUGCGGUUUGAGGGACUCUCGCUGCUUCAGGCUCAUCAGCGGGUUCUGGCAGCGCGGCCCUUCAUCCGGCCAAACGCGGGCUUCUGGAGACAACUGCUUCAGUAUGAGAGGAAACUGACCCACAGCAACAGCAUCAGGAUGGUGGCCACCUCACAGGGCGUCCUACCUGAGGCCAUCCAGCUCACACAGGACUCGUCAUACUGCCUUGAUAUAUAAUUCAGGACAUCUUCAAAUGGAUAUAUUUAUAUUGUGUGUGUGUGUGUGUGUGUGUGUGUGUUGAUGAUGUUUAUAGGAAUCAGAUCAUAGCACUACCAUGUACCAUGUGUUUUUUUUAAUAACAUGUUUUUGAACAUGUUUAAUAGUAGGCUACUACUGUGAUAUUCCUUGAAGUACCAUCAAUUAUCAUAUUUAUACUGUAAUCAGUCUCUCUUUAUCUUCCAGUUGCACAGUAAAAUGAAUUUUAAAUCCCCAAUUUAAUGAUUGUAGCUCUGUAGUUUUAAUUAGGGUAAGUAAAACAUAUAAUUCAGUGUAAUACAAUGAUAAUUGAGUCUGUUGUAAGUAACAUAUUUGAUGUAUAGAUUUUAACACAUACAUAAAACAAAUAUGUAUGGUUAAUCAAAUAAAUCAAAAUGACACAAAAGUUGCGUCAGUCCAGUAAAAGUUCAUCUUGAAAUAUGUAUUUAACAAUAUAAAAUGUAUUAUUACAUUUAAGCUAAUGAAAAUCAUUAAAGAUUUCACAACCCAAAGAUGUGAACCACAACCUGAAUGUGGACAGAAUUAUUCUAAAAGUUAAAAAAUCACGAAAAUUAUAUUAAAAGUCCUCAAAUUAAAUGUAUGAACUAUCAAUCAGAGGGCAGAAGGUAUAUAGA